Electrophorus electricus (electric eel) is the source of this 1538-nucleotide messenger RNA. It is a transcript of the gene kazna, whose product is annotated as kazrin, periplakin interacting protein a. NCBI's taxonomy places the organism in Eukaryota, Metazoa, Chordata, Actinopteri, Gymnotiformes, Gymnotidae. The record is from RefSeq and is a predicted model, not a curated record. Gene Ontology annotation, molecular function: protein binding.
GUUACACUGCUGUACUGUAUGUUGAAGAUGAGUCAGUAAAACAUGAGCCUCAGAUCAGUAUUGCCUCCUGUAAAUGCCUUGCAAAUAGGCCUGCCUCUUUCCCCUCAUCCACCAAUCUAGAUUCAGAUAGUCUCUCGAGCCCUGCCCGUCUGAGCGUCAGCCUGUCGGAUUGUGAAGAUCAGCUUGACAGACUGCAGCAGGUGGAGCUGGCACGGUCAGUGCCCAUGUCCCGGUGGCGAGCGGGCACGGUGCAGGCCUGGCUUGAGGUCAUCAUGGCCAUGCCCAUGUACAUGCGCGCAUGCACCAACAACGUCAAGAGCGGCAAGGUGAUGUUAGCCUUAACUGAUGCAGAUCUGGAGGCUGGAUUGGGGAUAAGCAACUCCAUGCACCGAAGGAAAUUGCGCCUAGCCAUUGAAGACUACAGACAGGCCGAGUCAGGGCACGGACUGUCGAAAGCUGCCGAGCUGGACCACCACUGGGUGGCGCAGGCGUGGCUGAAUGAUGUCGGGCUCCCUCAGUACUCCCAGUUCUUCCACACCCACCUGGUGGACGGACGCCUGCUUGGCUCGCUCACGCGUGCCGACCUGGAAAAGCACCUUCAUGUGACCAAAAAAGCCCACCAGUGCAGCCUACUGCUGGGCAUGCAGCUCCUGCACAUGCUCAACUUCAGCAAAGAGGUGCUGCAGGCAAGAAGAGCAGAGUGUGAGAGCCAGAACACAGACCCUCUGGUCUGGAGCUGCCAGCGCAUUAUUAAAUGGCUCCGAGACAUUGACCUGAAGGAGUUUGCUGACAGUCUGCAGAAUAGCGGGGUUCAUGGAGCUGUAAUGGUUCUGGAUCCUUCCUUUAACACAGACUCUAUGGCAACGGCUUUAGGUAUCCCAGGAAACAAGCACAUGGUGCGUCAACACCUGAGUGAGGAAAUGAAGGCCCUUCUGAGCACUGCACGACAGGGGGUUGAACAGGAAAUUGAGCCUUUGGGAACUCCGCCUACUCUGCCUCGUCCAAGUUCUCUGGGACGCGCCACAGUCAGUCGUUAUGGUGACCAACUCUCCCAUAAAAAACUCUCAGUCAAGCCUCCAGAAAGCUUCAGUCUGAGGAAGCACGAGGAGCAGGACACCACAUCUCUGAUUCGAGCUGGGUGUGAGGAGGCCCCACCCCAGCCAGAAACCAGCCUUAACCAACAAGCGCUAACCAAGCAGCCAGGAGAAGGUGCAAAGCCCUGAAUAGCCUUGUUGGAGUUUAUAUGGAGUUAUAUUUGCCAGUGGAAGAAAUUUUCUAGACAAGAUUUUUUUUUUGCAGCAAUGUUAUUAAAUCUAUUUUUUCAUUGCAAUCACUGAGGUGAGAACUGGACUCUCAAAAGAUUACUCACAAAAUUUGUUGCACAAUAACGUCAUGCCCUAACUUUAAAUAACAGUGCAUGUGCACACAAUCACCUGAUGUAUUUUCUUUGUUAUAAACUAUCAUUUGGAUUGAGAUGUACUAUUUAUUUACACAGCUGUCUUCAAUUCCCAUGCUAAUAGUAAAGCUAUUGAAAUGUC